Mus pahari (shrew mouse) is the source of this 1782-nucleotide messenger RNA. RefSeq names its product dihydrouridine synthase 4 like (gene Dus4l). Gene Ontology annotation, molecular function: tRNA dihydrouridine synthase activity; flavin adenine dinucleotide binding. The record is from RefSeq and is a predicted model, not a curated record. Gene Ontology annotation, biological process: tRNA processing. Bases 186 to 1160 code for a protein of 324 amino acids. The transcript has 7 exons. NCBI's taxonomy places the organism in Eukaryota, Metazoa, Chordata, Mammalia, Rodentia, Muridae.
GACGCAGAAUCAAGGCGCCGCCGCACCUGCCCGGCCCGGGGUGCGUUUGGGGACCAAAGUACUACAUACCCUAAAUGCAAGGAAAGACGGGUCGCCGCCCGGGCCUUCUCCCAUUCCGCUCCAGACGCAGCCACCGCGCCGAUCUCCAACACUGUCUUUUUCAGAUUUGAAACCAACCUGUACACAUGCGGAGUGACUCCACACCAGCCACAAUAUGUCAAGAAAGAAAAAAAGACCUGAUAGAAAUGUUUCGUUCUGGACAGCUGGUAAAAGUCUGUGCCCCGAUGGUUCGAUAUUCAAAGUUAGCUUUUAGAACAUUAGUAAGAAAGUACUCUUGUGACCUGUGUUACACACCAAUGAUAAUUGCUGCUGAUUUUGUCAGAUCUAUAAAAGCCAGAGACAGUGAAUUUACCACAAAUCAAGGUGAUUGCCCAUUGAUUGUUCAGUUUGCUGCUAAUGAUGCAAGACUUUUAUCUGAUGCUGCUCUGAUAGUCUGCCCCUAUGCAAAUGGAAUAGAUAUUAACUGUGGUUGCCCUCAGAGGUGGGCAAUGGCAGACGGUUAUGGAGCUUGCCUGAUCAACAAGCCAGAGCUCGUUCAUGAUAUGGUGAGACAAGUGAAAAAUCGGGUGGAAAGCCCAAGGUUUUCAGUUUCCAUUAAGAUAAGGAUCCAUGAUGACCUGUCAAGAACCAUAGAUCUAUGCCGGAAGGCUGAAGCAACAGGAGUGUCCUGGAUUACAGUCCAUGGAAGGACAGUUGAAGAAAGACACCAGCCAGUCCACUAUGAUGCCAUUAAAAUGAUAAAGGAAAAUGUGUCUAUACCCAUAAUUGCUAAUGGAGACAUAAGAAGCUUAAAAGAAGCAGAAAAUGUGUGGCAGAUGACUGGGACAGAUGGUGUGAUGGUUGCAAGAGGACUUUUAGCAAACCCAGCUAUGUUUGCUGGAUAUGAAGAAACCCCACUGAAAUGUAUCUGGGACUGGGUUGACAUCUCUCUUGAACUUGGAACUCCUUUUAUGUGUUUCCAUCAGCAUCUAAUGUACAUGAUGGAAAAGAUAACGUCAAGGCAGGAGAAGAGAGUAUUUAAUGCUUUGUCAAGCACAUCAGCAGUCCUGGAUUACCUUAUGGACCAUUAUGGUGAUGAGUCACUUUCUAAGUCAUUGUAGUAUGUACUUUUUACCUACAUGGAACCAUAUAAGGUUACGUCCUCGUAUUUCUUUUAAGUCUAUGGCUUUUAACGUCAGUACAACAGCAGUCACUGGAGCCAGACAUCACAGCACAUGUCUUUUAUCCAGCCACUCAGAAAGCUAAAGGAAGAGGUUUGGAAAUUCUAGGCCAGCAAAACUUUAUCUGAAAGAAUAAAUGGAACUUUUCCAUAACUAAAAACUCAAACCUGGGACUGUAGAGAUGGCUCACCACUUAAAGCCUUGGCUGCUCUUCCACAGGACCUGAACUCCAGUUCCAGGGGAUUCAACACGCUUUUCAGGUCUCCUUAGGCACCAGCUAAGCACAUAGUGUACACACAGCUAUGCAGGCAAAGCAUUCAUACAUGUAAAACUAACAAGAAUAACAACAAAAAUCUGCCCCGUACUCCAUCCUCACGGAUUCAGUAGAUUGUGAGCAGACCCAGAAGUUUUAAAGAACUCCGGAGUUUUGAACAUCCAAUAGUCCCAGAUCAAAUAUUGAAAAACUCUGCUUCUAAUCUUUAUGGAUGUGAGGGAUGGAUGGGUAUGGAAGUUUUACUAAAGGUAUUCUGUUUUUAAGUGUUUUAAAUAAAACUUUUCUAAU